AACGCCGAAAAACAGCUGUGCAGUUUAUUUGUAUUUUGAGUGAAUUGGAAAAAAUAACACUACAGAAAUACUGAAACAACAUGUAAUGUAAAAGCAUUUCAAACAGACUUGAUGGCAGCCACAAUAUGAUACCCUGGAUGCGCGAAAAGUUCAACGAGAAGCGCGCCAAAUGGUUAGCACGCAACAAGCAGCGCAGCAACGCAACAAACGAAACCGAAACAAAUUCCGAUUCAAGUCGACGAACUGUCACCAGCAGCAGAGUCAGCGGCAGUGCCAAUGGCAGUGCCAGCGGCAGCGACGCAGGCAGCAGUCUUAGCCUGCGCAGCGGCAGCCAGGUGCAGACGACGGAGAUGGAAACGCAAACGGAUGUCGCUGACGUUGGCGUCGCAGUCGGCGGCGGCAUUUGCGUUCUGCGCACUCCGUCGCCGGCACGCAGGCGGCGCAUUCAAUUGGAGCUGCAGCUGCAGCAGGAACAGAAGGCCAGGCAUGCGGAACAGCAGGCGAAUGCUUUGUUUCUUAGGAAAAACCAUGCCAGGCUAGCGUCAGCCUCAACCUCGGUUGUUGAUGAUCCGGAUGUGGGCAAGGCUGGCGCAACCAUAACCGUGCGUGUUAUCUGUCCUAGUUCCCGUGUCCUUAUCUUCAAAACGGACAUCAACAAGCGCCUGAACGAUCUCAAGAGUGAAGUCAUCUUGGAGCUGAGCGAUGAUCCAGAGUCGAUACAGCUAUUUGCGCCCGAUGUGCGUCACCUGAGUCCACGCUAUCGCCUCUUCAAGGCGGAAUACUGUGGCGGGGAACUCAACGAGGCGCAGACACUUGCUCAGCUGCAUGUGCGCGACAAUGAGACCUUCAUCCUGUCACCCAGGCGAAACACCCUGCCACAGACUGUGACGCGCACUCGCGAGGUGCCUGGACCAAACGAUGCGUUGCUGGAGAGUGCAACGCGCUUUGUGCACGCCAACACCAACUCGCUGCCUAUCAUCGACAUCAAUGAGAUCUUUCAGCAGUCGAAUAUCCAAUACGAUGUGCGCAAGGUGCUCAUCUCGCUCGCUCAGGCUUCGGCUGCCAUUAUCGGAGCUGGGCCGUUUGCACCACGUUUGAUUAGCAUGCUGAAGCAGCGCUUGGUCAAUCGUCGCAAUCAUCAGGCGGAUACGCUGCAGUGCCUCGUUGACAUGGGCUUCACCCGAGAGAUUUCCGCCCAGGCUUUGCGUUCCAAUAAUGGCGUAUAUUCAACUACCUUGGAGUGGCUCAUACAGAAUCAAAGGGAGGAGGAGGGCGGCUCAGGCUCCGUAUCGACGCCCAUGAAUAUGCAUCAAAGUGUCUCCUCCAUAUCGCCCUCAACCAUAGUUACCGAUAAUGAGACCAUUGAGAACACGGCUGCUCUUUUGCAAAUUGUGCGCAUCUACAGCCAUCGCGAUACGCCGCCAAAUGACGAGAUUGUCGAGUCCUUGACGGAAAUGGGCUUUGAAGAGGAUGCCGUGCUUGCCGCGCUCAGGAAGACGGGCAAUAACAAGGCCUCCGCCUGUGACUGGCUGUGCGAAAAUCGCUCGGGCAGUGUCAUUGAGCUGCGCGAGGGUCUCGCCCCCGAUUCCCCAAUACUUAAAGUAAUAUUGGAAAUGCCGCAAGUGCAAUUGACGCUGAGCAAUCCGAAAACCUUUUUGGCCUUUUUGGCCAUAUUGGAGAACGAGAAUGCGAUACGCGUGUGGCGCGGCGACAAUGACACCACCUCCGUUAUCACACAUAUCCUGCAAAAGUAUCACGAGGAGAAGCAUGUGAUGGGCAUCAAUCAGUUCUACGUCAAUCGCUGGUGAAGUCGAAUGCUUUUUAAUAGUGGCCUAAUUAUUGAGAUUAACCAAAUUCUAUUUAUACAUGCAUAUAUACAUAUACAAUAUAUACAAUUACCUAUAGAGAGAGAGAGACAAGCAAACACAGACACCAAAACACACACGCACAUACACACACACACACACACACACACAUACAUACAUACACUCAUCUAUAUAUACAUACAUAUAUGUAUAUAUACUACUUAUAUAGCUACGAGCAGUACAUAUUUUACAGUUAAGCGCAUUGAAGCCUCAAGUAUUGUAUAAAGAGUAUUUUUGUAGCAAAAAAAAAAAAAACAAAAGCAAAAAAAAAAAAAAUAAUUAAAAAAAAAAAUUAAAGCAAAAAGUAAAUUAAAAAAAAAAAUAAAAUAAAAUAAAUUGCACCAAGCCAAAAAUGCAAAAUGCUUCGCCUACACAGAGCACAUUGGCUGCAAUCGACAAACGCUUACCGAUCAGUACGAAAUGCAUUAGUCUAUAAAAUAUACAUAUUAUAUAUAUAAUAUAUCAUUUAUCAUCUAGUCAUGCCAUGUUUUCUAAUCUCUCGUCAUUUAUCUCGAAUGUAUUGUGAAACUCGCACAAAACUUGUCCCACAACUAUUUUAAUCCUAUUAUCGUAAAAGAAAAUUUUAGUUGUAAAAUUUGUCAAACUAAAGAGUGAAAAUUAACAAAUGCUAAUGGAGAGCGCAUUAAGUAUUAUUUUGUACAACAAAUAUUGUAUCUCUAUUAUUUAUAAGUAAUAAAAAUAAUUAGUUUUUGUAAAAUUAAAA
Drosophila mojavensis is the source of this 2589-nucleotide messenger RNA. It is a transcript of the gene Kpc2, whose product is annotated as ubiquitin-associated domain-containing protein 1. NCBI's taxonomy places the organism in Eukaryota, Metazoa, Arthropoda, Insecta, Diptera, Drosophilidae. The transcript has 6 exons. Gene Ontology annotation, molecular function: protein binding. The coding region runs from base 126 to 1808 and encodes 560 amino acids. The record is from RefSeq and is a predicted model, not a curated record.